AUGUCGUGCGGGGCCAGGCGGUCCAUGACGCGGGCCGCUGAGCUCGCACCGGCCCUCCUGAGACGAUGCACAGGAGCCAUUGACACUGCCGCGUCCGCGGGACACGCUGCCGGCCACGACGUGCUGUCUGCCGCGGCGCCCAGCGUGGCACGCAUCAGCACGUUGCAGAGACGCCCCGACAACGCGCACUCGGCAAUCAUGCAAGACGGGGUGCCGUCUGCGCGCUUAGGGCUGCGACGGAAGUCGACAGGAGGCGGGCCUGGCGACCUGCGGGCGUCCCUGCUGCACUGCGUCGACAUUGUGCGGAACAACGACCUCGAGAACUGGCUCUGGGUUGGAAGCCUGCCGAAGGACAUGCAGCCGCAGGUCGUGACGCUACGCGCGCUCGCCACGGAGAUCGCCCGCAUCGUCGAUACCGUCACCGAGCCGGGGCUCGCGUCGCUGCGCUUCCAGUGGUGGCGCGAGCGCAUCGCCGCCGCGCUAGACCCCCCCGGCGCCGAAUCCAACACCCCCGGGGGCGCGCACCCCGUCCUGACCGCCCUGGCCGCGGUCCACGCCAAGCACCCGCUCACGCAGAUGUGGCUGCAGCGCAUCGUGCGCACGCGCGAAGCCGAGGCCGCGGAUCCACGCCCCCCAGCGGACAUGGACACCCUGCAAGCUUUCGCACAGGGCGCGCACGCGUCGCUGCUGACGCUGCAACUGGAGGCGUGCGGAGAGGCGAGCCACGAGGCGGAGCACGCCGCGAGCCACAUCGGGACGGCGGUCGGCAUGUCGCUGCUGCUGCGCGGCACGCUCGCGCACGCAAAGGCUCGCCGGUGCUACCUGCCGUCGGACGUGUGUGCCAACUUGGGGCUGUCGACGGAGGACAUCUACAGGGGACGGGCGAACCCGGAGUUGCUGGCGAGCGCGGCGUUCGAGGUGUCCAAGGUGGCGCACGCGCACCUGAACGAGGGCCUGGGCAUCGCCAGGGCGCUGCCGAAGCGGGCGCGGCUGCUGCUGUUGCCUGCGGUGCCUGCGCGGCUGGCUCUGGCCAAGCUCGAGAAGGUGAACUUCGACGUGACGUCGCCGGAGCUGCAGCGGGGCAUGGGCGGCAUCAACCCGCUCAGCCUGCAGGCGAAGCUGACGUGGGCGCGGCUCACGGGCAGCUUGUGA
This is a messenger RNA of Pedinophyceae sp. YPF-701, 1152 nucleotides long. Lineage: Eukaryota; Viridiplantae; Chlorophyta; Pedinophyceae. The record is from the annotation of a GenBank genome assembly.